Boleophthalmus pectinirostris (great blue-spotted mudskipper) is the source of this 5861-nucleotide messenger RNA. RefSeq names its product forkhead box O4 (gene foxo4). Lineage: Eukaryota; Metazoa; Chordata; Actinopteri; Gobiiformes; Gobiidae. The transcript is spliced from 3 exons. The record is from RefSeq and is a predicted model, not a curated record. Gene Ontology annotation, biological process: regulation of transcription by RNA polymerase II. Gene Ontology annotation, molecular function: DNA-binding transcription factor activity, RNA polymerase II-specific; RNA polymerase II cis-regulatory region sequence-specific DNA binding. The coding region runs from base 1046 to 2989 and encodes 647 amino acids. Gene Ontology annotation, cellular component: nucleus.
GACGACCGAAAGCGCUAGGAAGCGGCCCCUUAACUGCUUUACUUAACGCUCUCACAAAUACUUUGUAGUUUUAGGACGUGGAGAAGGAGAAGAACCAAACAGAGGUCUUCAGUCGAAAUGCUUUUCUAAGUGCUUCUUGGCGCAUCGUGCCGCGGCAGAGUGGAGAAACAUGGCAGAUGGUGACAUGCGCCAGUUCGCAAUGUGGCGGAUUGUACAGACCUGAGACACAGACUGGUUAUGCGGACUAGAUCGAAGAUUCAUACCUGUAUCUCAUAAGUAGAUGUUUACUUGGAAUCAAUUACGAGGGUCCACUCAGGAUGAAGGCAACUGUUUUUUAAGUACUUUCUUUUUAGCUAAUACACCAGACAUUUCAUUUUAACACAUUGCUAGUAUCCGCUCUGCUCCAUCCAUACCACACUGUGGGUUUUCAUAUUUUUUUUCGUGGAAUUUAAAGUUAAGUUACUGGCGGACAGACCAGACAUAGAGUUGUUUACAAGUGGAGACUGACUGGGGCACCCCUGAGAAGCUCCUUUGUAACAGUAGCCAGCUAAUCCUUGCAAGGCCGUUCUGUACUGUACAAAUAUCAUACUUCUUAGGGUUUUUUUUCUUGCGGGAGAACUAAUCAUUUUCAAGAUCACUUUUGCGUGUAUUUUAUUAUUCAUUUAAUUCAACUUUGAAAAUUUUUCUCUCCUUUCUGUUAGAGGUGGCAGUCGCUGGAACUUUUUCCAUUCAUUUAAUGUGAGCCUAAACCAUCCAGAUGCGCGUUUCCACAGUCGCUGUUUAUUUUAUUCAAACAAAGAGACUCUCAUACACUCUAUAUAGGAAGCUUUAUGAUAGUUACUAUUAAGGAGAUUAUUUGGGUUCCCUAAUCUUCAAUCUGAGGAUUAACCGGAGCGAUUGGUGUAGUCAGAUUAUUACGUCUCUUUUCGUGGACCCAUUGUUUACACCCGUCACUAAAUCAUACUUUUUUAUACGCUUUGAAGUUAUAGGUACAUGUUUUGAGUGGCUUCUACUUUUAAAUUAGGAGGAAUUGCAUUGGGCCGUGAUGGAGGAGUCAAACGCGCCCCAGAUUGACCCAGAUUUUGAGCCCCAAAGUAGACCGCGGUCAUGCACGUGGCCGCUGCCCAGACCGGACAUCUCUGUUGUAAAAGCCGAAGGCACAGAAGGGAGUGAGUCCGCUACCGGUACCCCGCCAGCCGAUGAGGACAAGCCUGAGACGCAACAAGUCACACCCGAAUAUGAAAAGACCGUGGCAGCAGCAGAGGGUGGGCUCGUACCCAGCGUGGGAGGGGGCGCAGCAACACCCCGAAAAGGGUCAUCACGCCGCAACGCGUGGGGAAACCAGAGCUACGCAGAUCUGAUUAGUCAGGCAAUUGAGAACUCACCUGAGAAGAGGCUUACCCUGGCCCAGAUCUAUGAGUGGAUGGUGAAAACAGUGCCUUAUUUUAGAGACAAAGGAGACAGCAAUAGCUCUGCAGGCUGGAAGAAUUCAAUCCGCCAUAAUUUAUCACUCCACAACAAGUUUUUGAGAGUGCACAAUGAGUCAACUGGAAAAAGUUCGUGGUGGAUGCUCAACCCAGAAGGAGGUAAAACUGGGAAAGCUCCUCGGCGCAGAGCAGCAUCCAUGGACAACAGCAGCAAGCUUCUGAAGAGCCGCAUGCGUGCAAAGCAAACCAAGAAGCAGGCAGUUGCCGCAGGCUUGUCUAGUUCUGGGGCAACACUGCAGACAGAGGGUAAUGGAGCCUCAGCACGAUCUGACAGUCCAAACUCCUCCCAACAGUUUUCCAAAUGGGGAGUGAACAGCAAUAGCCCAUCAUCCCGGGGCAGUCUGGAUGAUCCAGACAUGUGGACCACCUUCAGACCCCGCACCAGCUCUAAUGCCAGCACACUGAGUGGCCGCUUGUCCCCCAUCGCACCGGGACAGGAAGAGGAUGAUAACCUGCCUGAUGACAGCCUUUUGGGGCGAUAUGCCACCCCGACUCUUACAGAGACCUUAAUGGAGGAGUUGGACUUGAUUGAUGGCCUUACUUUGAUGAGCGCUCAGGGAGGAGCCAGUCCCAGCACUGCUCCCCCUGCACCCCCCACACCUCUGCCCUCUGCCUCUACUCUGUUGCCCCGGGGGUCCAGCUUCUCCUCAUUUCAUCAGCGGCAGUCCUCCAGCCUCUCACAGGCAACUCCUCACAGCAAUACCUCAGUUGCAGUUUCCCAGUGUGGCCCCAGCAGCAAAGAGCCCUCAUUCAGCAACUCUCUGUUCAAUCCCUUGUCCAACUCCAUGUCCAACUCUAUGUCCAGCUCCAUGUCCAGCUCCUCCCGAGGCAGUAAUCACUACAGUGGCCAUGUCCCAUCAAGUCUGGAGGCACUGCUAACAUCAGACUCUCCCCCACCCACUGAGGUCCUCCUCUCUCAAGUGGAUCCUCUGAUGCAGAAUCCUGGGGGUGUGGGACUGAUGGGUCUUGGUUCUUCUAUGGUGGGGGUCCGGAACAAAGCCUCACUUGGGCCGUUGUUGAUGGGAAAGGGUUUAGAGCCCAACACUGUGGCUCCCAUGGCCCUUCAGAUGCAGUCACAAACACAUCACCUUCACCAACAACAGCAACACCACCAUCCUGCUAUAGGACUAAACAUGGCUAUGCUCUCAGGCCUGUCCCCAGAUACACCCCACCACUCAGGCCCUAAAGCACAACAUAGUGGCGUAUCUGCAGUGGGUUCUCAUCACCAGGGGGCUGUCCCUUCAGCUAAUCCCAACAUGGGCCUACAGGGAAUGGGACAGUUUGGUGCACCUUCCUGCUUCCAGACCACACCUGAUCGACUGCCAACAGACUUGGACAUUGACAUGUUCACUGAAAACCUGGAUUGUGAUGUGGACUACAUCAUCAACACUGACCUCAUGGAUGGCAUUGACUUCAACUUUGAUCCCAUUCUCCCAGACACCCAAGGCUACACAGGGCCUGCCUCCACACAGGGCUCCUCCCACAACUGGGUGCCCAGCUAAGUCUUCAUCAGGUUGCACCUACAAGCCAGGUAAUGAUCUUCAUUUAUAAUGUCUUAUAAUGACAAAAUGAAUGGUGCGUUGAUCAUUCCCACUGGCUGAAGAUAUCUUCUGACAAAGUCUGACCUCACAAUUGCCAUGUGCCAAGACAAGCAGAAGACAGGGAGAAGUCCCAAGCUACUCUGCAUAAUAUCUUAUUACCUGGAUUGGCACCUGGACAUCUCUUCUGUGUAAUCUAUUCUGCAUUUUGUCUAAAGUAGACAAAGGCAAAUUGACUCCUUGUUUUGGGGGGUUUAGGCAAUUCCGUGGUAUUGAACCCUAAAAGCUUUACAGAAGAAAUGGUACCUCUGGAUCCUUGGUUGUAUGUGGCAUGGAAGCGGCUUGUCUUCUGUUAAGUUGAACUAUUGAUCAAAAGCAGAAUGACCACAAUGCUUCACUUCCUUUGUCCAAAGAUAUUUCAUAGAUGUCACAAGUGAAGACCAUGGUGGUCCACAAACUGAGGCAUUUACCUGCAAUAUAGCAGUGGCUACAAAUCUCUGUCCACAUGGAUUUUGAUGUGUGAUUUGAUUUUCAUUCUGAUGAUAAGGUUUAAAGUAGCACAUUUAAAGGUCCUGUAUUAUGUUAAACAGACUUUCUAAGCAUUUGGCACUCACCGUAACCGUUUAGGUUGUCACUGAGCGCUUCAAAAGCUCUAGUCCACUGGUAAUAAUAAUAAUAAUAAUUAUAGUAAUAAUCGUCUAGUCUAUGUAAUCCGGUGUAAACUGUGUAAGUGCUCCUGUGUUUUGCCUUCACACACCUUGUUGACUUGUUUUGAUAGUCUCAGUGUUGAAAGAUGACCAUUGUUUUUUAUCUCAUGUAGCCCCCCCUUAGGCCAAAAAACAUGAAAUGAAAUAGCCAUGUGUCCAAAUGUGUCCAAAAGCCUGAAUAACAUGUAAUAGAGGACCCUUAAUGUUGACAAUGGUAUGUAUUUGCAGAAAUUUUUGCUACAAUCCAGUGUGUUAAAAUGGGUGGGUCAGUCAGAGGAAGUCUGAAGUCCUUAAGGGGCUGUUCAACCAACAAAAUGAAGUAAAGUGAUUUCUGAAUUACAAAAUGGGGCAUUUUUAGGUACAAUUAUUUAACUAUGGUAUGGGUGAUAAGUUGGCCAAGUAUUAUGUUGUCUGAGACAGCAGUCCAGCUUCUUUGUCAAAUGUUCUACCUAAUAUUUUAUACUUUUCAAAGAGUCUGUGCAUUUUCAAAGCACUUAGGUUCCCUGCUUCACAGGGUCCCCACAUCCAGGUUAAACCAUUUCACAAGAGUCUAAAUCCUGUAUGCAUGUUAUGUACACAUUGCACAUGUGCUCAAAAUGUCUUUCUAUGCAGAUUUAUCAGGAGAACAUGGUAAAAUCCUGAAGGAUCCUGAUAUUAGUGGAGCAGGGAUGCUGCAUGAUACAAUAUCCUUACAUUUUGAUUAUUGAAUACUAACGUUCAAGAAAUUUAUAGUAUGCGACAAAAAGAAUAUAUUUGAUUAUAGUUUUAAUAUACAAUUUAGAUGGAGCUCAUAAACGAGAUAUUAGAAAAUAUAAAUAUAUUACUAAUGACAUGUUUUUUACAUUCUAUACAACAUUUUAACAGUAAUUUUCUAUACUUUUAUUUUUGUAAAGGAUGAGAUGCAUGUAGAUUUUUACAUAACCAAAGGAACACUACUGUAUUUGCAUGGCAAUUAGGGAGUGCUUCAGCCUGUCACAACAAACGAAGAAUAAUACAAUUGUGAAUCAAAACAUGACUGUUAUAAUUCCCCAGCUGUGCUUCUGAACUCUCUUUUUCUUACACCAAGAAACUCUAGAAAAGAGCCUUAAACGGUAAAACUUAAUCUCAAAAGAAGCUGAGGUGCCUUUAAUGGUCACCUCAAGAGGCAGGAAAUCUGGUCAUAUUAGAAAUGAUUAAAUAUUUAUUGUUUUAUUUUCAGUCAAGGCUGACUGGGAGUCUCAGCUCUCAAUUUUCCUUAAAAGUGUUGUUGGGAAACUGUCCCUGCUCUGUACAUUGCUUGUUUUUUUUGUUUUGUUUUGUUUUGUUUUAUCUCUUGACUGCCAAUGUUUGAACACUAUAGCAUGUAAACUCUGUAAUAGAUUUAAUUUUGCCCUCUUCUCCUUUAAAACAUGUUUUUUUGUUUGUAAUUUUCUCAAAGGAUCAUGCCCUUCCCUGGAGGUAUGCUUUGUUUUACUGUAGCUUUGUGAAUACGUUUUGUUUAAAGCACUCUUCUUUUUCACUGAUUUUAUUACUGGUGCUAGGGCUGUCUCAGAGUACACCAUGAUGCAAUGGGUAUUUUAUUUACCAAGGUUACCAAGAGUUACCGGCCUAAGCACAAAAUGUAAUUUGAUGUGAAUUCAGAAAUUAGCAAACAAUCAUUAGUUCCUUUUUAUCUUUUCAUUAUUUUUCCUUUUAUAGAUAUAUAUCAAAUAUUUCUCCAAAGUAAUGGUAUAACUAAAAGUUAAAACAGCUUAAAGUGCAUGGAUUUUUUUAUUAGGACAUUUUAGAAAAAUGUGCAAUUGAUUGUUUAGAAAACAUUUGCAGAAAAAUGCCUAUCUACUGCAUAAAAUCAGGCAAGUGUAAUGUUUUAUAUAUUUUUUCCCUUUUAAAGUAGAUUAUGUUAACCCCUAUGUGUAAUACAUAUAAUGAAUAAUAGCCCCUUUUGACAGCAUUUUAAUCAUGUGGAAGGGUUUCUCAUUUUCUUACCCAUGGGUGGGUGGGGCUUAAUGUGCAGAAGCCAAUAAGGUUCAUGACUUUGUUUAUAGUUUUUCUUUCUCCUCCUGCCUGACCAGAUGUUUUUAAUUUUUACAAAAUAUAAAGUCAGUCGGAAAUAACAGCAGACAUUAAUUCAAUAAACUCAAUAAACCAAA